AUGCUAAGUCAGCACACAAGCUUAACACGGGAUGACGAACAUCUGCAUUCCACACACCCAAAUAGUGGUUCAGAAGUAAGAAAUGAUGCAGCGGUUCCAGAUCAACUUCUGACUCCUUUACAACCGUAUACCAUUUUAUUGAAGGAUGGGGAAACAAUAGCUACGAUGUAUCCCAUACCUGCGUAUCCUGAUUUAUUGCCGCUAGGACUUUUGAGCUUCCUUCUAGACGAAUUUAACAUGGAGGUGGAAAAGGGAGAUAGCUUCCCCUAUUACGAGACUUUAUCACUAGAAGAAUUCAAAAAUGUCUGGUUUCAUACCGAUGGUCAUGUUUGUAUUAUGGUGUUGGGCGAGAUACCAGAACUAGAUUACAGUAUGGAUACUGAAGCAGACGCGGAUGAUAACUAUGGAACUGAUGUAGAGACCAUGAAGCACACCACUCAAUAUAAGAGACGAAAAGAACGUCGAAAUUUGAAUCUUAGUAUACAAUGGGAGAAGCAAUGUCUAGGUAUAUUUGACCUCAAGCCAGCAUACCCUGGACGUUCGGCGCAUGUGGUCACGGGAACAUUUCUGGUGAAUGCUGGUAUUCGCGGUAAAGGUAUUGGAAAAACAUUAGUGGAAACAUUCAUAGAAUGGUCAAAGAAAUUAGGGUUUACAUCAUCUUUCUUCCCGCUAAUUUACGGAACGAACGUAGGAAUCAGAAGAAUUUUGGAAGGAUUGAACUUUAGACGGAUUGGAAAACUGCCUGAAGCGGGAAUUCUCAAGGGCUUUGAUGUGCCAGUAGAUUCGUUCAUGUAUGGUAAAGAGUUCACACAUAUUACAAAGAGUAUAGAUUUAUUACGAGAUCCUCAAAAGAGUAUUGAAAUUGGAAAAUAUGAACGAUUAAAGCAUUUUUUGGAAACAGGCAAAUAUCCUUUGCAUUGUGAUAGAAACGAAAAGGCCAGAUUAAGAGUACUUUCCAAGACUCAUUCAGUAUUAAAUGGUAAAUUGAUGACAAAAGGGAAAGAAAUCAUUUACGACACAGAUCAACAAAUCCAGAUUGCAUUAGAGAUACAUUUAGUAGAACAUUUAGGUAUCAAUAAAGUGACCUCUAAAAUAGGUGAGAAAUAUCAUUGGAGAGGAAUCAAGAGUACUGUUUCGGAGGUAAUCUCUCGGUGCCAGAAAUGCAAGAUGAGGUACAGAGACGGGACGGGGGUGAUUAUUGAACAAAAGAGAGCAGUUAAGCAGGCGCAUAUGCUACCGACACAACACAUAGAAACUAUUAAUAAGCCAAGAAAAAGCAAAAAGCACGAUAAUGCGUUAUUAGGACAAUCACUAAAUUUUCCCCAGAAUCUUAUUUCCAGUACGCUAAGUGGUGCGGAGGGGGAACCUACUCCACCAGACACUAAUAUUGUACAAACCACAUUCCAGAACACCGCCAAUAGUCCCAUUACUACCGCUGAGCCCAACCGAGCGGAUAAAAGAUCCGAGUAUCCUUCGCCAAUACAGAAUACGCCAUUAUUGGACGACGAACAGUCAAUGAAUUCUUUUAAUAGAUUUGUGGAGGAAGAAAACACAAGGAAAAGACGGAAAUACUUGGAUGUUGCUACCAACGGAAUCGUGCCCCAUUUAACGAAUAAUGAACCACAAACUCACGCGAACUCCGUUAACGAUGGUGAACAAGAUAUCAACCAUGCGGUUGCUGAUUUAGAUAGAAAUGAUCAUACUAUAAUGAACGAUGCUAUGCUAAGCCUAGAAGAUAACGUUAUGGCCGCUUUGGAAAUGGUUCAAAAGGAGCAGCAACAGAAGAUAGAUCAUGGAAAUGAAGAUGUGGCUGCUCAACGAAACGGUAUGAACAGCACUGAAGGGAAUGAUAAUACGGUCACUAAGAUUGUUAACGAUGUAUCUAAUACAUUUACAGAGCAUAGUUCUAAUAUCUACUAUUAA
Saccharomyces paradoxus is the source of this 1923-nucleotide messenger RNA. RefSeq names its product Spt10p (gene SPT10). Bases 1 to 1923 code for a protein of 640 amino acids. The transcript has a single exon. Lineage: Eukaryota; Fungi; Ascomycota; Saccharomycetes; Saccharomycetales; Saccharomycetaceae. Gene Ontology annotation, molecular function: acyltransferase activity, transferring groups other than amino-acyl groups. The record is from RefSeq and is a predicted model, not a curated record.